Molecule: messenger RNA, 729 nt
Organism: Lindgomyces ingoldianus
Lineage: Eukaryota; Fungi; Ascomycota; Dothideomycetes; Pleosporales; Lindgomycetaceae
Exons: 5
Coding region: 1-729 (242 amino acids)
Source: RefSeq, a predicted model, not a curated record
AUGGCUGCCGUCUCCAAUCUUGCCGUUGUUAUUUGUCAUGGCUGCUAUCACUCCCCAGAACCAUACAUGCCGUUAGUAAAGGCGUUAAACUCUCGAGGAUUUGAUGCGCAUUGUCCCCAACUACCCACGGCUGACCUGACUAAAUUGAAUGUCGGGGACGUCCACCAGCCAGACUUCGAUCGCGAGCCACCAGAAGCAGGUUAUCCGCAAGGAGAGCAGGACAAGGAGAUUGUUGUUGAUGUACUCAAACAUCUCAUCAAUGAGCAGGGGAAGAAUGUCCUCCUAGUAGGUCACUCGGCCGGGGGCUGGGUCGCCACCGAAGCGGCUUUGCCGGAGUUUCAGUUGAAAUCCCGGCAAGAAAAAGGCCUGUUUGGGGCCCGAAAGAAGGUCCCCGUGGUACCACCAUUCAUGGAAUUCCAUCAGCCUAACAAUUUUGCUAAGAAACACGGCGCGGCUGGACUUGGGACUAUUGCCUCCAGCCUUACCGCUUCGCCUAUUCUAACGUCGAAGCUUACAAACAAUGCAUACUCUGAAUAUCCAUGCGCCUAUUUGGUGCUGGAAGCAGACUUGACCCUCCCAAAAGACCAGAAGUCUGGUUCGUUCACUAUAUAUCGGUGUCCUGCGGGCCACUCGCCACACCUCAGCUGGACAGAAGGAGUCAUAGACACAAUUGGGGAGUUUGUGAAGACCAUUGGUUUCCUGAACGAUUUACCAAUAAAGGCCAUCUGA